Mesocestoides corti is the source of this 1344-nucleotide messenger RNA. The record is from the annotation of a GenBank genome assembly. NCBI's taxonomy places the organism in Eukaryota, Metazoa, Platyhelminthes, Cestoda, Cyclophyllidea, Mesocestoididae.
AUGAAAACUAUUGUUUACAAUAUUUCGUGGAAACCUACAGAUGUGCAUAAAAGAUACGAGGAACCAGAGGGUUACAAUAUUCUAUUUCGGCGAGCACUUAGCAUCGCCCUCCAUCUAGGUGGCACACAAGGUGAUGGUGCAACGAUCUGGUCACUCGAGAUGGCGAGUCGUCUGAUUCUGAUGGACGAAGUUGGUGGACACGCUGAACGCAGGAGGCGUGAGCUUGUGCGUCUCGGUGAACUGUUUCAAAAACAACUGCUCCAACUGCAACACCCCACUAACUGUUCUACUGCUAGCUUUGUUGAGACAAGACUGCCGAUGUGUGGUUUUGGCUGUCAAAUCCACCAUGUUGUGCUUGCAAUGCAGCUGGCAGUAGCAACUAACAGAACACUGUUUGUGCAUGGCUUCGAUCAAACCCUCCAUGGACUGUUUCUCCCAUUGACUAACUGCACAGCAAUUGGCAAACAUCAAUCUGUGAUUCAGCAAAAAAGAGUCUUCGUUGCGCCAAUAUCUCCAUUGUCCCCUCCUGCACUGCCAAGUGAAUGGGCUGGUCUCCUUGAACCUCUUCACGAAUCACCGUAUUUGUGGUUGCGUGGACACAUGAUUAAAUACGCGAUUCGUUUGAAGGACGCCGCCUUCUCACAGCAGAUCAAUUCGAAGUGUGCUAACCUUCGACGUGGAGGCUAUGGUCAAGUUUUUGUUGGCAUUCACAUCCGUCGAACUGACAAACUCGUUAAGGAGGCCAAGCCGCUUUCCCUCAGUAUGUACAUGGAACCCGUUGAGCAGUAUUAUCGAGUAAUAAAAACGUGUAAUCGGUUGAGAGGAGUGCUAAACGACACACGCAGAAGAAGUAUAUUUCUGGCAUCUGACGACCCAACCGUGUAUGCAGAAGCCAGGCAGCAAUAUUCCGAGUAUUCAUUUCAUGAAAAAGGGACAAACUUCCAGACCAACACUGACGUGAAAUCGCGAUUCACUAGAGAAGGACUCGAAUCAGUAUGCUUUGAUGUGAUGCUGUUGGCUCACGCCGACUUCCUCGUCUGCACGUUUUCCUCCAACAUUUGCCGAAUGGCGCACGCCUUGAAACAGACACUGAACGGUCACUACGGCGACCGCACACAGCAAACCACCUCUGCAGACAGGAGGUAUUACAUCAUUGGCUCUCAGGAAAGCACAUGGAAAGUGUGGGUAGACUACCCACCACUAGCGAAACGAGGUGAUGUCGUCAAAGUGUACAAUUUCUCACAAUUCGGCUCUGCGACGACCACGAAUAGGACGGUGCUGCCUCAGUUUAUCCUGCAAGAGCAGUCUAUCUUGCUUCCAACUCAAUUCAACAUUUCUCAAUGA